Mixia osmundae IAM 14324 is the source of this 1733-nucleotide messenger RNA. RefSeq lists its product as uncharacterized. The transcript has 4 exons. The record is from RefSeq and is a predicted model, not a curated record. Lineage: Eukaryota; Fungi; Basidiomycota; Mixiomycetes; Mixiales; Mixiaceae. The coding region runs from base 299 to 1651 and encodes 450 amino acids.
AAGACGGUCGACUUUGAGACCCGACACGCUCAAGUGUUGUCCCAGCUCAAUAGCUUGAUCACGUCCGUGUGAAGUCAAAGGAGGAUCGUGCGGCGUGCCCGAUGAGCUGAACGCAUUGCCCCAUGCGGAGCCUGCCAUUCGGAAGCCAUGACGGGCUAUCAGGAUUGUCUCGACGGGCAUACACGGAAGCGCUUCCUGUCGGCAGUGACGCCCAAUCGACCGUCGACGUGGAGCUUUUCGCGAUGACGGCACUGCGCGAAUUUCGAGGGCGGCCAGCGAAGUCGACUGCCUGAGAAGAAUGAGUAGCUACGCAGCCGUAGCAGCACACGAUGCGCCCGCGCCGGAGGAUCAGCCCACACCGGCUCCAGAGCCACAAAUUAUCGUAGCCAAUGAUGCUGCAGUACACUCUCUGGCCGAUGUCGAGAAUCCGACGCCGGCAGAAGCGGCAGCCAUGUCGAGCACCGAACACGACCCGUCGACCGAAUCGCUGGCUGCAUCUUCAGACCUAAAACCCACCGCUGCUCCCUUCAAACCGUCUUCAUCGCCCAAGCCGACAGAAUCUCGUCAUCCCGCAGUCAAUGAGACGAAGCAGAACGCUCAGCAGACUUCAAAGGACGUCAAGUCCGCUGCGAGCAAGGUGGAGAACAAGUCGAAGCAAGAGGGCGCAAAGGCCAAGGCGGCCGUUUCCGAUUCUGCGGACAAGGCGAAUAAGAAAGCCAGUGAGGUUCGCAAAGAGGCCAAUGGCAAGGUGCAAGAGGUCAAGAAGGAUGCCGAGCCCUAUGUGAACAAGGCAAAGGAGGAGGCAGAGGCUGGAAAGCAGAAGGCCUCUCAACUCGCCGAGAACACUAAGCAAGGUGCCUCUGACCUCGCAAAGCAGGCAGAAAAGAAAGCCUCCCAGAUGCAGAGAGAUGCCGAGCCUUACAUCGAAAAGGGCAAAGAGAACAUCGAGGCGGGCAAACAGAAAGCAGCUGAAUUGGCAAGCUCAGCACAGCAGAACGCGUCGGACUAUGCCGCCUCGGCGCAGAAGACCGCAUCUGAUUAUGCUGCUACUGCCCAGCAAAAAUCAUCGGAGCUGGCUAGCUCGGCACAGAAGAAUGCGCAAGAAUUGUCCGAUGCUGCCAGUCAGAAAGCUCAGCAGCUCAAGAAAGAUGCUCAGCCGUAUAUUGCUGAUGCAGAGGAGAAGAUCGAGGCUGGCAAACAAAAAGCAAGCGAGCUCGCUGCUUCGGCUCAGCAAAACGCUUCUGAGCUCGCUACAUCCGCUUCUGCUCGUGCGCAAGAGAUUGCGGACCAGAUCCAGGCCGCAACGAGCAAUGCUUCUGCUUCUGCUCAGCAAGGUCUCUCGGACGGCAAACGCAAGCUGUCUGAGCUUGGCUCUGAGAUCAACGAAUCGGUCGACUCUGCGAGGAAGCGCACGGCCAGAGAUCUGAGAGACCCGGAGAAAGUGCGAUCGUACCUUGGCUUCAUCAAUGUCGGCGUCAUAGCUGCUGUUGCAGCGCUGGCUUUCCGACAUUGGGAGCAACCAAGAUGGGACAGAAGGAUAGUCACCGCCAUCUCUGCAAGUCUCAUAGGCUUUUUUGGCCUGCAAACGCCUUACGGGCAAGAUCAGUUCCAACGAGCGAGACGUGAUGUGGACGCCAAAAGACGACAAUAAGUGCAGACAUGAGCAAAGGCAUACAUACACGAUCUGCAAGAACUGUACAUCUGUAUCAAUGCAAGCAUGCAUAGUACCCAUC